This is a messenger RNA of Striga asiatica, 615 nucleotides long. The record is from the annotation of a GenBank genome assembly. NCBI's taxonomy places the organism in Eukaryota, Viridiplantae, Streptophyta, Magnoliopsida, Lamiales, Orobanchaceae.
AUGGGAAAAGGGCGGAGUACCAGUCCUGGGAUCAGAAGCUGGCAAGUCAAGAGAAAAAGGGAUCGUAAUUUCCAGUCCUUCAACGAGAUAAGACAGAUAGUCUGGAAACUUGGUAAAAGAAAAGCUUCAGGUGAAGAAGUAUCGAGGGGUCGAGUUCCCGCUCAGAUAUUGAAAGAGAGUUACAAAAGUGGGGUUCUUCUAUCGUUGUUAAUUGUUAAACGAGAUUGUCCUGAGAUCUUUGCGGGAUCGAGACAUCCCAUUCCAAAGAAAGAAAACCUGAAGCCGAUAGAUCUUUGGGAAUGGGAUCAGAAGUUUAGCCAAACGGGGUCAUCAAGAGAGGAAAGCGAGCGGGCAGUUGAUUCCCUUGGAUCUUUCUGGUUCGGAAGAAAGAAGGAAUUGGAAAUUCAACAACAAAGGGGGAGCCAGAAGCUUCGCUUCCGGUAUAGGGAUAUAUAUGAGGCUUUCGUUCGAUACAAAAGAUUUUUCGGGCCCGAGCAAAAAACCGAUUCCGGGGAGGAAUCGAUGGCCAUUGGAUUCGACUUCGAUCGGAGAAAGCCUCUGGAAUUGGAACAGAUGUGGUUCGCCCGCUUGCUUACUGAUCCCUCGCUCGGGUAG